This is a messenger RNA of Gadus morhua (Atlantic cod), 1915 nucleotides long. Its product is annotated as LIM domain only protein 7. The transcript has a single exon. The coding region runs from base 357 to 1241 and encodes 294 amino acids. Gene Ontology annotation, biological process: regulation of cell adhesion; regulation of signaling. NCBI's taxonomy places the organism in Eukaryota, Metazoa, Chordata, Actinopteri, Gadiformes, Gadidae. The record is from RefSeq and is a predicted model, not a curated record.
CCCUUUACGCCAUCCAUACGUCUUUUUGAAGGGCCCCUAAGGGCCCCGCGUGCCUGCUGAACUUCUCCCUAACACGCUAACGGCAAAGUACGAAAUCAAGGUGUUGGAAACUUGUGCUAACGUGCCUAAUAAAGCAACCCGCUUGUGUCUCCUUUUCAUCUUUUACUGAAUUGAAGCAAAGUAUUUAUAGCUGACUUUUAAAGGAACCAGCAAUGCAAUGUCGAUACUGCCAGUAGGCAUUGUGAUUGUGAAAUCCUCGUUUGAUAAGCCUCAGGUUGAACCAAAUUUGACCUUCUUUCUUUACUGCUGGGUUCUCUUUGUCCUCCUUUUCCUGCUCUUUCUGUGAUCUGUAUCACAUGCAUGCACUCAUUCAUCUCUCUAUCCUUUUCUCUCUUUCUCCUUUCUGCCCACCCUCCAGUCUGCACACUCCACCUCACACCUCCCCACCGCCCCCCAAGAUUCAGCUCCCUAACACCGAGUGCACCCCUCCGGUGUACGCCCGCAUGGACCCCACCUCGGGGCCCAAGCUGGUCAAAUGUGUGCGGCGGCCCCUGCUGGGCCGUCAGGACCCUAGGGAGCCCCCGGACCUCGUAGACUAUGAGGCCCUAGCGCCAGACCUGUCCAACGACGACAUGUUUAGCAGGCGCACCCAGGCCUUCCAUUCCAACCCGGACAUGGCCAUGCUGAAGACCCAGCUGAGCCCCAGCCGCACCCGCCGCCACCUCUUCUCCUCCCAGCCGGAGCUCAACAUCGUGACCCAGGCCCACGUCCACCGGGGCUGCCGCCUGCCCGCCACCCAGGAGACGGAGCCCACGUACCCGGACAUCGAGCAGGACGACGUGGUGUUCCGCAGGGCCAGCCUGGAGCAGGCCCAGCGGCGGCGCCCGCUCUCUGGCGCGCCCGACAACUACGCCCCCAUGCCUGUCCCCGAACCCUGGGCCCUGCCCCCGGACCUCCAAGCCCGGCUGCUGUGCCCGCCGUGCCCCCUGGUCCACCAGAAGGCAUCCCAACGACAGAGCAGGCUGGCCAUCACGAAGAAGGCCGACCCCGUGAACGAUGACAUGCUGGUGCGGAAGCUGGGGGCGUGUUCGGACGGGGUCGCGCGAUCGCUGUCCGUGCCCUCCGUGCCGGCGGCGUGUAGCGAAGGCGACCUCCGCAAGUGGCGGGAGAUCAGAGAGUCCGGUCAGCUGAGGUUCAAAAAGAGGCUUAUGGUGGAGAGGCUGACCGCUAUGAGGAUGUAGAUCCGGGUCCGAUUUCACAAUGCCCGUCGGCUGGUAUUCCUGCCGUGAUGUUGUGUACUAUUUCUCAUUCAUUUCCGAGUUCAUUUUUCCUGUUUCCGCGUGUUGAACGGUUCGGCCUGAAGGUUGUAGUGGUGUACAUUGAAUGUCGGCGUGGCGUUAUAUUGGUGCUAUUAUGGUUCCUAACACCUCAUGAGGGAUGAACUUCCCCUUAUUCAGGGGAACUCCAGAUGUUCUGAACAUUUCGUACAGUGUCCACAGAGGUGCUUGGACAUUCCCAGCGUCUACGUGUUUUCAUUCUCUGGUGCCAAAUGUUUGAUCUUGCAUGGUGCUUUUUCCAGGUGUGGUCAGCGGUAUGGAAGGCCUUUUUGUGACACAAAGGUUGACAGGUUGAAUGUGAAGGCCAUGCAACAUGGACUAUCGCAAAAAGACUGCGCUCCCAAUAACAACUUAGUUUGAAUGUGUUUAUCCACAAGACAUGCAUGGAUUGCUUUCUCAGCAUAAGCUUUUAUGCAGAGUUACCAUCGGAAGAUAGGCGUGGAUAUCUGUUUGACCCUUUCUUUCGGUUUUGGUUUUGAUUUUGUUUUGAUUGGCGUUUCUUUCACCCUUUUUUUGUGUUUUUUCUGCAACUUUGAAAAUCUUUCUCUGACCUUAAUAAAGAAAAGCCAAGCUUCAAA